AUGUCGGAGCCCCACAGGGUCCAGUUCACUUCUCUCCCAGGGCCUCUGAAUCCUGCGUUUUUGAAGAAAUCUCGAAAGGAGGAGGUUGGGGGCACAGAACAGCAUCAGGAUUCUGAGCCGGCGGCAGCAGCCGUCCGAAUCACACUCACCCUCUUUGAGCCAGAUCACAAGCACUGCCCAGAGUUCUUCUACCCAGAGCUGGUGAAGAAUCUCCGCGGGAAAGUGAAAGGCCUUCCUCCUGGAGAUAAGAAAAAAGAUCUCUUGGAUCCCUUCAAUGACGAGGAAAAGGAAAGGCAUAAAGUGGAGACCCUCGCCCGGAAAUUUGAAGAAAAAUAUGGUGGAAAGAAACGUAGAAAAGACAGAAUCCAAGACCUGAUUGACAUGGGGUACGGUUAUGAUGAAUCUGACUCCUUCAUCGAUAACUCUGAGGCCUAUGAUGAGCUUGUUCCUGCAUCUUUGACUACCAAGUAUGGAGGAUUUUAUAUUAACUCGGGGACCUUGCAGUUUCGACAGGCGUCAGAAUCUGAGGAUGACUUCAUUAAAGAAAAGAAGAAAAAGUCCCCAAAGAAGCGAAAGUUGAAGGAAGGUGGUGAGAAGAUAAAGAAGAAGAAAAAAGAUGACACUUAUGACAAGGAGAAGAAAUCGAAGAAGUCCAAGUUUUCUAAAGCUGGCUUUACAGCCCUCAAUGCCAGUAAGGAGAAGAAGAAGAAGAAAUACUCUGGGGCUCUGAGUGUUAAAGAGAUGUUGAAGAAGUUCCAGAAGGAGAAAGAGUCUCAGAAGAAGAGGGACGAGGAGCACAAGGCCCCAGCAGUCUCAUCCACCGCAGCCCCGAGCCUGAGGGAACUGGACGGUCCCCCCGACCCCUUGCUCUCACUCUUUGGCUCCACGUCUGACAACGAGCUGCUGCAGGCCGCCACAGCCAUGGACGCUCUCACUGACUUGGACUUGGAGCAGCUGCUCACUGAGUCUCCAGAAGGAAGCCCCUUCCGAGAGACGGAGGACGAAAGCGAUUCCCUCGGGGUGGGACUGGACCCGGAAUUCAGGCAGCCCUCCUCCCUCCCCGAAGGCCUGCCUGUGCCCUUGGAGAAGCGCAUUAAGGAGCUGGCUCAGGCUGCCAGAGCUGCUGAGGGGGAGAGCAGGCAGAAGUUCCUCACCCAGGGCAUCAACGGCAUCCUGUUAGACAUAGAGGUGCAGACACGGGAGCUAAGCAGCCAGAGCCGCUCUGGGGUGUACGCCUAUCUCGCCUCCGUGCUGGUCUGUAGCAAGGACACCCUGCUCAAACGGGCCCGGAAGCUUCAUCUCUACGAGCAGGGCGGGCGUCUGAGGGAGCCUCUCCAGAAGCUGAAGGAAGCCAUCUGUAGGGUGAUGCCAGAGCAGGUGUCCAAGUACCAGAACGAGUGCCAGGCACACACACAAGCAAAGGUUGCCAAGAUGCUAGAGGAGGGGAAAGACAAGGAGCAGCGAGAACGGAUUUGCUCCGAUGAGGAAGAAGAUGAAGAAAAGGGGGGCCGACGGUUAAUGGGACCCCGGAAGAAAUUCCAGUGGAGCGAUGAAAUCAGGGAGCUGCUCUGCCAAGUGGUGAGGCUGAAGCUGGAGAGCUAUGACCCGGAGAGGAACAACAAGGCCCAGCCCUGGGAGGACUACGUGAAGGCAUUUCUAGAUGCCGAGGUCAAACCUCUCUGGCCCAAAGGCUGGAUGCAGGCCAGGACCCUGUUUAAGGAGAGCCGGCGUGGCCACGGGCACCUGACAUCCAUCCUGGCCAAGAAGAAGGUCACGGCCCCUUGUAAAAUCAAGGUGAAGGACCCACCUGCUAAGCCUGAUAAGAAGGUGCCCGUCCCAUCAGGACAAAGUGUCGGCCCUGUCUCCUUGCCUUCUGAACUUGUAGGGGGAGGCCUAAGUGCUGGGGCUGCCUCCAGGGAGCUCUCCUCCCAUGCUCCCAGCAGCCUGGCCAACCCUGGGCCCAUCAGCCUUGAUGACUCCCUGGACGAAGACUUCCUCCAUGACUCAGCCUCUUCCCUGGAAGCUGUGUCCAAGGAGCUGGCAGCUUUGAAUAGCCGAGCUGGCGGAAGCUCUGAGUUCACACUGUCUGCGCCCUCCAGGGCACCUGCCGAAAAGGCUGCGGGCGUGUUGUGCCCGGAAGAAAAGAGGAACUUUCCGAAAGCCAGCCCGUCCGCUCCAGCCACCUCCAGUUCGUUGCAGUCGCCUCUUAGUUUUCUGGCCGAGCAGGCACUGGCACUGGGGCAGGCCUCUCAGGAGAAAAGAGCAGAGAGCUCUGGCUACAAAGAGCUGUCCUGCCAGGCCCCGCUUAGCAAGGGCCUGACAGAAGCCCAUCCACCCAAAGCCAAGCACCACAGCUUACCCCGGACAGCCCACGGCCCCCAGGCGACAGCACCGAUGCCCAGCCCACAGGUGAAAGUCUUCCACGCAGGAGCCCAGCAGCAGAAAAGCGGCUUCACCCCCCCAACUCCAUUUGUCAACAAGCUCCAAGGUUCCAAGGCAGCAGCCUCCCCCACAUGCCAUCGCUCCCUCCUGCAGCUGGUGAAGACUGCGGCCAAAGGCCAGGGCUCCCAUCCCUCCGGAUCAGCCACCUCCACAGGAGUGCCGUCCUCCAGUGGCAGCAGCUCUCAUAAGAACCCAACCUCAUCCUCUGCCACGCUGAGCCACACAGCAAAACAGCAUUCGGCCAGCUCUUCUGGGCCCUCCGCUUCAGUGUACAAGAACAGCCCCUUUGCUGGCUCCAUCUCCAAGCAUGCACCUGCUUCCAGCGGCUCCACCUCUGGAGGCACGACCAUUCCCAGCUCUUCUUCUGGGAACUUGCUCCCAGGUGGACAGACCCCCUCCAUGGCGCAAUCUGCCAGCCGCCCAGUCUCCAGCUCAGCAGCAAAGAAACCCCCCACCUCCCAGAAGCUGACCUUGGUGGCUCCUCCAGGUGGUCCCAACGGAGACUCAAGUGGGGGGACUCAGGGGGUGGCAAAGUUGCUGACUUCCUCCUUGAAGCCCACCGUGGCCAGUGGUUUGACAUCGUCUACCUCUUUGCCAAAAGGACCCAGUGGGGCUGUGUUGCUGACCAGCACCUCGUCCCUGAACCUGGUGUCUCCAUCCUACAAGUCCAGCAGCCCAAAGCUGCCCGGGGCCAUGAACUCAAACUCACUCGGGAUCAUUGGCUCCGUGCCGUUUCCUGUCCACGUGCUCUCCUUUCCCUCGGACUCUGCUGCCAAAGCCGGGCUCUCAAAGGAGGCCAUCGUCACAGGCCCGGCACCGGGGACCUUCCACCACGGCCUCAGCCACAGUCUUCUGGCUGGCGUGCAUUCCAGCGCGCACCCCGCAGCACCCCUCCCACACGCUGCCUUGUCCACCCACAUCCCGCAGAGCCUGCCAGAUGCUUCUCAGCUUCACGGGAAAGGGCCCAGCGUACCCCGGAAGUUGUGA
Messenger RNA from Chrysochloris asiatica (Cape golden mole), 3429 nucleotides. RefSeq names its product ubinuclein 1 (gene UBN1). The record is from RefSeq and is a predicted model, not a curated record. Gene Ontology annotation, cellular component: nucleus. Bases 1 to 3429 code for a protein of 1142 amino acids. NCBI's taxonomy places the organism in Eukaryota, Metazoa, Chordata, Mammalia, Afrosoricida, Chrysochloridae. The transcript is spliced from 17 exons.